CUUCUCAAUAAUCAUCUACUUAUUUCCCUUACAUAUAUAUUGUAUACCUUUUAUUAUUAUUAUCCUUCAUGUCCAAAAUAGCUCGACCUCCUUUACCUACUACUUUUACUUCCAACUCAACCUUACUUGCCACUAAUAAUAAUAAUACUUCAAAGCAACAAGACGACUAUAAAACUACUAGUAACUUUACAAAAUCAUUGGCUACACAUAUAAAGUCUACUUCUCAUAACUUUGAUGAAUUAUCAUCAUCACAAGACAAGGAUUCCCUCGUAGUAGAUGCACGCGUGUCUGUACCUACUUUGAACUUGGUAGGAACUCUACGAUUUAUAGGUGAAACUCAUUUCAAACCUGGAAUAUGGACUGGUAUAGAAUUAGAUACUAUUGGUACUGGUAAAAACAAUGGAACUGUUCAAGGUGUUCAAUACUUUAGUUGCCCAGAACAAACCGGUCUUUUUGUCUUGGCGUCCAAAGUGAUAUGUAUUUCUGAUCCCAAAUCAAUCAAACAACGUUCAGGUCGGGAACGUAUCAAAACACAUGUUAAACCUGUACCAAGCAAAUCAGCACAUGUCUCAACCAAAUCAAUAUCUUCAUCAACAAAGAAUCAAACAACUCCUCUUCCUUUACCCACAGCAACAAAGCGUUCUAUUACUACUCGAUUACCUAGUAACAAAUCUUCUAUCAGCACAAGAUCUCCUAAAACCCGUGCAUCUGCUUCACCUGUUAUGAAACGACCAUCUACCUCCCCAACACGCCAACGAUCUUCAGCUUUACCGUCUGUCAAACGUUCAUCUACAUCAUCAAGUAGCAAUACAACUACAUCAGAAUCUCACAAUAUCUCCAAUAAACGUGCUUCUGCUGUUCGAAUCUCUUCAUCAAAUCCUGUUGUUCAUAUCAUCGACCCAAAGAAAAAGGAUCUGACAAAUGAUUAUCAACAAGAUGUUUCUUCUGGUAUUCUAUCUUCAUCACCAUCUUCGUCUUCAUUAUCAUCACCACAUACACCAAGUACAGCAACGACCUCGGCUUCAUCAACAUCGACAACAGCAACUACUUUGAAUACAUCUUCAUCCACUUCACCACCACCACCACCUUCAUCAUCAUCUCCAAAUAACAAUAAACCUUUAAUAAAUAUGGAUGAGAUGCAUCAAUUAUAUGAUCUUUUGCAAAGAACUCAACGUGAAAAGGAUAUACUUGUGGAACAAAUGCAAAACAAAGAUGCAGCAUUUGAACGACUGGUUUCCGCCAAAGAAAGCUAUGCACUGCAAGUGGAAGAUAAGGAACAGGCCAUGAACCGAUUACAACAACAAAUGAUAUCACAACAAAGUACGAUUGAUGACCUUACUCAAGAGCUAUCCACCUAUAAAGAGAAAGCAGCUCAACAAGUCCGUGAUGAUGCAACAGAAGAACAAUACGCACGACGUGUGACAAAGUUAGAAACUUUAGUGGCUACUCUUCAAGAACAGGCAGGUCAAGCUGCUCAAACUCAAGAACAACGCGCAAGAGAACAUGCCGGUCAAUUAAACUCAUUACGAAAUGAACUUGAACAGGAAAAACAGCUCUCCCUCUCCUUGGAAAAAGAAUGUGAUACUCUACGAAAAACUGGACUGGAAGCUAUCCACGCCUAUGAACAAUCAGUUGCCCAAUUGAAACAAGAUCAUUCCACUCUUCUAGAUGAAAAGGACACUCGGUUGCGUCAAACUCAAUCUGCUUUGGACAAUUUGAAACGACAAUUACACACUUUUGAUGCCGAUGGUACAGAUGACAAUGAUGAUUUGAUGAUGAUGAUUGGACAAAACAAUAAUGGUAGCAAUAAUUAUGAUGAAAUCAAUGAUGACGAUGAAUCUUCCUCUUUGCGACACCAUCGACUAUCUUCUCAACACAGUAUAGAUGCAAGAUCAUGGUCUGAACAACGUCAUCGACUAGAAGAUCAAUUGGAUUUGACCAUGACAGAAUUGGAGAACGAACGUGCAACAAUGCGUACAUUGAUGACAGAAUUAGAAUCAUUACGGGAAGAAUUACAACAAUCACGACGACAUCAACAUACCUUGAGUACUCAAUAUUCAGCACUCCAACAAGAAAUGGCCAAGGAGAUUGAUGACAAACGACGACUGAUGGAAGAAGCCGAUGCCGCAUUCGAAGCUCAGGCAAAGGCCGAAGAUGAUCUUUAUCAGAUGAAAAUGGCGCAUGCUAGCAUGGAAAAGGAAUGGCAACAAGCAAUUGAAAAAUUGGAAGCAACAACAAAAAAUCCAGAUUCUGAUCGACUUGCAGAACUAGAACAACAAUCGGCGCAUUGGAAAGAUCAAUAUCAUAGUAUGGAACAAGAAUGUAUGCGAUUGAUGGAUGAAAUGUUGGCAAUGGCAGAUGAUAACCCAAAGAAAGAAGGUACAGUAGAACAUCCAAACGUGAAACAAUUGGAGCAACAACUCGAACAAGCCAAACAAGACCAUGAACAAGAAUUAUUACGUAAACAAAUCGAAAUUCAAAAACUGGGCAAGGAACUGGCUGAUUUGGAAGCUUUGGUCGAGACAAAUGUAUUUGGUCAAGGGGAUGCCGAGGAUCAAUUGGAAAAGGAACGUGACAAGGUGAGACGUUUGGAAAAACAGCUGGCUCGGCUCUCAUCUUCUUCUUCUUCUUCUACUGUUUGUGAACUUUGUGGACAACUUGGUCAUGAUUUAUUAUCUUGUCAAAAUUACAAACAGGAUGCAAAGAAUCUCAUGUAUUGUGAAUAUUGUGAUGCCGAUGGUGAUCAUCUUACUCAAGACUGUCCUGAUCAAGAUGAAACCUUUUAGUUUAGAUUAUUAUUCUCCCUUUAUAUAUAUAUCAUAUAUAUUUGAUUCCAUUGAUUCUUACUGUACUUUAUGACUUUAUUAUUAUUACUAUGCAAUGUAUAUGUUUGUACUUUCCACAUUGUUCGUAUCUCAUUCAUUUCUUCCAAUAAAGACGAUUUUAUUUAUUAAGCUAAGUGUUGUUAUAAUAGACUCAAAGAGAUCAUUGAUAACACCAUUACAAAAAAA
Molecule: messenger RNA, 3011 nt
Organism: Halteromyces radiatus
Lineage: Eukaryota; Fungi; Mucoromycota; Mucoromycetes; Mucorales; Cunninghamellaceae
Exons: 3
Coding region: 69-2786 (905 amino acids)
Source: RefSeq, a predicted model, not a curated record